AUGGCGUCGUCAACUCCAGUACCAAAUGUUCCUAGCCCUUCAGCCUCACAAAAUGCCCCAACCAGACCUUCCAGAAACAGAACAAAGCCACUUUGGCUAAAUGACUACAUAACUUGUAAUUCCAGCUCACAUCUUCCUUCUGCUGCUGUGGAUCAAUCCUGCAAGGCAACCUCAUCAGUUUUCAAAACAAGGCAGGUCCAGAUGUCCCAUAUUGGGUUUACGUUGUUCCUGAAAAUUUUAGAGCCCAAUGUAAAGGUCCAAGCUAACGUUACUUACGCCUUUCACUGGCCCACUCCUCUUAAAUAUGUGUAG
Messenger RNA from Striga asiatica, 312 nucleotides. The record is from the annotation of a GenBank genome assembly. Lineage: Eukaryota; Viridiplantae; Streptophyta; Magnoliopsida; Lamiales; Orobanchaceae.